UUACUACAUUUGUUAACGGUUCACUCGUCCACUUAUAUUGAGGAAGAUUUGCAACAUUUGCUAAAGGACCACUACCCCAAUUAUAUUGAGGAAGAUUUGCAACAUUUGCUAAAGGACCACUACCCCAAUUAUAUUGAGGAAGAUUUGCAACAUUUGCUAAAGGAGCACUACCAAUAUUAUAUUGAGGAAGAUUUGCAACAUUUGCUAAAGGACCACUACCCCAAUUAUAUUGAGGAAGAUUUGCAACAUUUGCUAAAGGACCACUACCCCAAUUAUAUUGAGGAAGAUUUGCAACAUUUGCUAAAGGAGCACUACCAAUAUUAUAUUGAGGAAGAUUUGCAACAUUUGCUAAAGGAACACUACCCCAAUUAUAUUGAGGAAGAUUUGCAAAAUUUGCUAAAGGAGCACGACCCAAAUUAUAUUGAGAAAGAUUUGCAACAUUUGCUAAAGGAGCACUACCAAUAUUAUAUUGAGGAAGAUUUGCAACAUUUGUUAAAGAACCACUACCCCGAUUAUAUUGAGGUGGAAAAAUUACAUUUGUUAAAUUACUACCUCUAA
Lottia gigantea (owl limpet) is the source of this 558-nucleotide messenger RNA. RefSeq lists its product as hypothetical. The record is from RefSeq and is a predicted model, not a curated record. Lineage: Eukaryota; Metazoa; Mollusca; Gastropoda; Lottiidae. The annotation marks the transcript as partial. The transcript has a single exon.